Suillus subaureus is the source of this 498-nucleotide messenger RNA. RefSeq lists its product as uncharacterized. The transcript has 4 exons. NCBI's taxonomy places the organism in Eukaryota, Fungi, Basidiomycota, Agaricomycetes, Boletales, Suillaceae. The record is from RefSeq and is a predicted model, not a curated record. The coding region runs from base 1 to 498 and encodes 165 amino acids.
AUGUUCACCAAAGCAAUUGCUGCUAUCCUCGCCUUGCCCUUCGUGGCACAACUUGUUUCCGCAGACACCUGCACUCGUUAUUACACCGCUCAGGCUGGCGAUAUUUGUGACAGUAUCUCAGCAGCCAACGAUGUUUCCACCUACCAGCUUGCUGUCGUCAACGUCGGAAUCAUUGAUGAAGCAUGCGACAACCUUGUCGUUGGCCAGAGUUACUGCCUUGGAUGGCAGGGAGAGGACUGCACGACCACUUAUGUAGUCCAACAAAACGAUGACUGCGACAUUAUCUCCUCCGCCGCAGGCAUCAACACCACCAUCCUCUAUGAAAACAACCCGCAGAUCGACGAGUAUUGCAGCAACAUUUACAUUGGAGAGGUAUUGUGUACAGCGAACACUGUCCAAGUCCCUCCUGCUCCCGCAGGAACUACCCCCGCUACGUCUAUCCCUCCAACCGCUACUCCUGCCAACCCCGACGGCGACCUCCCUUGGUGUGACGAGUAA